Molecule: messenger RNA, 891 nt
Organism: Zasmidium cellare ATCC 36951
Lineage: Eukaryota; Fungi; Ascomycota; Dothideomycetes; Mycosphaerellales; Mycosphaerellaceae
Exons: 6
Coding region: 1-891 (296 amino acids)
Cellular component (GO): intracellular anatomical structure
Molecular function (GO): oxidoreductase activity, acting on NAD(P)H, oxygen as acceptor
Source: RefSeq, a predicted model, not a curated record
AUGUCCACGAGGAAGUCCAGCACCGAUACCGACAACACCUCCUCUUCAAUCGCGCAGAGACUGUCCGACCCGGACAGUAUCAACCUAUGCCACAGGUUCCGCGAGUUGAAGUUCAUAGGUCGAGUCUUCAUCGUUACCGGAGGUGCACGUGGUCUCGGUCUGACGCUUGCUGAGGGUUUGGUAGAGGAGGGAGGCCAGGUCUACUGCCUCGACCGUCUCGAAGAGCCCGACAAAGCUUUCUAUGAGAAGAGGGAUCAGCUUGCCCAGAAGUUCGGCGACAGUCUCCACUACCGCAAGGUCGACGUCCAGCAUGCCUCUGACCUCAACGAUGUCGUCGCAGAGAUUGCAGGCAAGCACUCUCGACUCGAUGGCCUCGUUGCGGCUGCCGGCGUGCAACGAGUCACGAAGGCCCUCGACUACCCACCAGAGAAGAUCACCGAGAUGAUGAAUAUCAACUUCGGCGGAGUCUACCUGAGCGCGCAAGCUUGUGCUAGGCAGAUGAUCAAGUACAAGACGCCUGGCGCUAUGGUUCUGGUCGGGUCGAUGAGUGGCAAGGUUGCCAAUAGGGGCCUGUACUGCUCCGUCUACAACGCUUCCAAGGCCGCAGUUGAGCAGCUUGGACGCAGUCUGGCUAUGGAGUGGGGCCAGGCGAUCGAUGGCAAGCCGAUCCGUGUCAACGUCCUCUGUCCAGGCAACAUCAACACCCCUAUGGUCCAGAAGAACUUCGAAGACGAGCCUCAUCUUAAGGAGCUUUGGGAGUCGAGCAACAUGCUGGGUCGCAUCUCGGAUCCUGAGGAGUUCCAGGAGGCGGUCGUUUGCAUGUUGAGUCCCAAGUCGUCAUUCAUGACCGGUAGUUGCAUGCUCGUCGACGGGGGCUUCACGGCCUGGUAG